GUCGGAGCAGUCAGACAGGAGACAAGGGCCUCCGUAGCGCGCGCGUUCGGCCCGCGAGUAGCAGCAGCAGGCAGCAGCCGAGUGGUCGGUGUCUUCUUGCGUGGAUGCAGUCGGUCCCCCCGUGUUGCGGACACCACCCACCAGCACUGCCCGAGUCUCGAACCUUCGCGCGCGGAGAGACUCGUCGUCUCGGACCGGCCGUCGACAUGUCGUGAACAAGAGAGAGACAGAGAGAAUAAAAAGAAAACACAGGGACGAGGAGACUUUUCAGCGGUCGCGCCGGCGUGUGUGGAUCGCGGAUGCGAGUGUGCCCCGUGUUGUGCUACGCUUGUGACAGCUGACGCCGCGGAAGAUGUUCUAGUGAGAGAAAAAAAAAAAAAGAAAAGAAGAAAAAGUGCCGCGUUUGUAUCCCCGCGGGCAGUUAGUUUCUUCCCCGGCGAGUGAAACUUGGUGUUGGGUUGAGGAGGAAAAGGGGGGGAAAAUUAAAUAAACAGAAGAGAGCACCUACAGGGAUAAUCAGUUCGCGCGUGUGUGUCCGAAGCGAGAGAUCGCGGCGAUAGGGGAAAAAACAGCUGCAGUGCGCCCGUUGGGAUUAAACUUUGGAGGAUCUCGUCCGCUGACGCGACAGUGGCGGCCGGAGCCCGGACGGCCAUGUGGCGGCGCGCGGCGCGCUGAGCCUCGCCCCUGCAGCAUGCCCGCGCCGCUCCUCGCCGCGCUGCUGCUGGCGCUGGCGGCCCCCGGCGGCCCGGAGCACGUGCGCGAGAUGGAGGUGUCGGAGGGCGCGCCCGUCGGCACGCGCGUCGGCUUCAUCGGCGACGGCUCGGCGGGCGACGAGAGCGGGCCGCCCUACCUCAUCAUCCCCGUGCCCGGCUCCGCCGUCGACUCGGACCUGGCCGUGGAGCAGACCACCGGCGAGAUCCGCACCAAGGUGCCGCUGGACCGCGAGGCGCGCUCCUCCUACUCGCUGGUCGCCAUCCCGCUGGCCGGCGAGAACGUGCGCGUCGUGGUGCGCGUGCUGGACGAGAACGACAACGCGCCCACCUUCCCGUCGCCCGUCAUGAGCAUCGAGUUCCCGGAGAACACGCCGCGCGACGUGAAGCGCACCUUGCACCCGGCGCGCGACCUCGACCUCGGCGUGUACAACACGCAGCGGUACAACAUCGUGUCGGGGAACGUGAACAACGCGUUCCGGCUGUCGUCGCACCGCGAGCGCGACGGGGUGCUGUACCUCGACCUGCAGAUCAACGGCUUCCUCGACCGCGAGUCCAUCGCCGCGUACAGCCUGGUGAUCGAGGCGCUGGACGGGGGCUCGCCGCCGCUGCGGGGCCUCAUGACCGUCAACAUCACCAUCCAGGACGUGAACGACAACCAGCCCAUCUUCAGCCAGAACCUGUACACCUCCAGCGUGCCGGAGAACGCGACGGUCGGCACCAGCGUGCUGCAGGUGUUCGCGACAGACACCGACGCGGGCCUCAACGGCGAGGUGGAGUACUCCAUCAACCGGCGCCAGAGCGACCGCGACGGCAUGUUCCGCAUCGACGGUGCGACGGGGCUGAUCGCCGUCAACCGGCCGCUGGACUUCGAGACGAAGGACGUGCACGAGCUGGUGGUGGUGGCGCGCGACAAGGGCGAGCAGCCGCUCGAGACGACCGCCUUCGUGUCGAUCAAGGUGACGGACGUGAACGACAACCAGCCCACCAUCAACGUCAUCUUCCUCAGCGACGACGCGACGCCCAAGAUCAGCGAGUCGGCGCAGCCGGGCGAGUUCGUGGCGCGCAUCUCCGUCAACGACCCGGACUCGAAGACGGAGUACUCGAACGUGAACGUGACGCUGGAAGGCGGCGACGGCAAGUUCGGGCUGGCCACGCGCGACAACAUCAUCUACCUGGUGAUCGUCGCGAACCCGCUGGACAGGGAGCUGCAGCCCAACUACACGCUGAGCGUGAUCGCGACGGACACCGGCAACCCGCCGCUGCACGCGUCGCGCACCUUCCACCUGCUGGUCACCGACGUCAACGACAACGCGCCCGAGUUCGAGCGGGCCUCGUACCACGCCGACGUGCUGGAGGUCGCCGAGCCGGGCACCUCCGUCGUCCGGGUGCAGGCCUUCGACAAGGACGAGGGCAACAACUCGGCCGUCGUGUACUCCAUCGCCGACGACCCCGACGGCCGCGCCUCGUGGUUCCGCGUCGACGCGCACUCCGGCGUCGUGACGACGCGCAGCCACGUGGACUGCGAGGCGGACCCCAUGCCGCGGGUGGUCGUCGUGGCGGUCGACAACGGCGUUCCCCCGCUGUCGUCGUCCGCCACCGUCACCAUCACCAUCCACGACGUCAACGACAACGAGCCCAUCUUCGACCAGAGCUUCUACAACGUGUCGGUGCCGGAGAACGAAGCCGUCGGCCACUGCAUCAUCAAGGUGUCGGCGACGGACCCGGACUGCGGCGUGAACGCGCUCGUCAACUACACGCUGGGCGACGGCCUGGGACGCGCGCGCGAGCUGGAGGUGCGCCCCACCACGGGGGAGGUGUGCGUCGCCGGAGUCCUCGACUUCGAGGCGCGCGCCGUCUACGAGUUCCCCGUCGUCGCCACGGACCGCGGCGGGCUGAGCACGACGGCCAUGGUGAAGGUGCAGCUGUUGGACGUGAACGACAACCCGCCGCGCCUCUACCCGCGCCUCUACAACGUGUCUCUGCGCGAGGGAGAAGGCUCUACCGCCGGCCCGCUGGUCACCGUGGCCGCCAGCGACCCCGACUCGGGCCGCUACGGCGCCGUCAGCUUCAGCAUCGCGGCGGGCAACGAGGCGGGCGUGUUCCGCGUCGACAAGAACACGGGCGAGUUGUUCGUGGCGCGGCCCGGCCAGCUGUCCUCCAGGUCCACGCACCACCUGAACAUCUCGGCGACGGACGGCGGCGGCCUGCGCGCCCCGGAGGACGCAGAGGUGUACCUGAGCGUGGCCGACGCCGCCCACAGUCCCCCGGCCUUCGAGCGGCCGCGCUACGCCUUCUCCGUGCGCGAGGACGUGGCCCGGGGGGCCUCGGUGGGCGCCGUGCGCGCCGCCAGCGACGACGUAAGCCCGCGCUGCGCCGCGCGCUACUCCAUCUACUCCGGGGACCCGGACGGCCUGUUCGCCGUGGACGCGGUGUCGGGCGUCGUGCGCACCGCGGCGCCGCUGGACCACGAGACGCGCGCCGCCGUGCUGCUGAACGUGAUGGCCACGUGCGGCGAGCCGCCCGCCUACGGACACUCGCAGGUUCACAUCGCCGUGGAGGACGUGAACGACAACUCGCCCGAGUUCGACUCGCGCGCCGUGCGCGUGUCGGUGCCCGAGGACGCCCGCCUGGGGGCGCCCUUGUACUCGGCGCGCGCGCGAGACCGCGACUCUGGGCGCAACGGCGCAGUGCGCUACCGCCUGGCGUCCACGGGGCCGGGUCUGUUCGGCGUGGACCCCCGCCAGGGACACCUCGUGCUGCUCAGGCCGCUGGACUACGAGUCGGCGCAGAGGCACACCGUGGUGGUGGUGGCCUCCGACUCGGGCGAGCCGCCCAGGUCCGCCAACCUGACGGUGGUGGUGGAGGUGCAGGACGUGAACGACAACCCGCCCGUCUUCCAGCGCGCCGAGUACAGCGUGAGCGUGCUCGAGUCGCUGCCCGUCGACUCGCAGGUGGUGCAGGUGUCGGCCGUGGACCUGGACACGGGCAACAACGCGCGCCUCACGUACCGCCUGCUGCCCGGCGACGACAACUCCUCGGCGGCGGCGGUGUUCGGCGUGUCGCCCAACAGCGGCUGGGUGUUCCUGCGGCGGCCGCUGGACCGCGAGGCGCGGGACCGCUACGCGCUGCGCGUGCUGGCGGCCGACGGCGGGAGCCCUCCCGGGUCGGCGACUGCGCGCGUGUCCGUCACGGUGCUGGACGCCAACGACAACGACCCGGCCUUCUCGCGCGCCGGCUACGAGUUCUGCGUGGAGGAGAACCGGCCGCGCGGCGCCUGGGUGGGGCGCGUCGACGCCUCGGACCCCGACCUGGGGCCCAACGGCGCCGUGCGCUACAGCCUCAUCCCCGCCAACUCCAGCUUCAGCAUCCACCCAGUCACCGGCGAGAUCACGACCCGCGCGCCGCUGGACCGCGAGCUGCGCGCGCGCCACGAGCUGGUGGCGGAGGCGCGCGACCAGGGCUCGCCGCCGCGCGGCGCCAGGGUCGCCGUCAGCGUGCGCGUGGCCGACGUGAACGACAACCCGCCCGAGCUGGUGGACCCGCGCGAGGACGUGGUCAGCGUGCGCGAGGAGCAGCCGGCGGGCACCGAGGUGGUGCGGCUGCGCGCCGUCGACAGGGACGCCGGCGAGAACGCGACGGUGACGUACUCGCUGCUGAAGGGCCGCGACUCGGACGGCCACGGCGUGUUCUCCGUGGACCCGCUGACGGGCGUGGUGCGCACCACGGCGGCGCUGGACCACGAGGACAAGGCCAUCUACCGGCUGGAGGUGGCGGCGGCGGACGGGGGCAGCCCUCCCAGGCAGUCGGCGCGGCUCCUGCGCGUCGAGGUGCUCGACCUCAACGACAACCGGCCCACCUUCACCAGCUCCAGCCUCGUGUUCCGGGUGAGCGAGGACGUGAAGGUGGGCCACGUGGUGGGCACGGUGGCCACCUCCGACCCGGGGCACCUCGGCGGCGGCCACGUGUCCUACACGCUCACCUCGGUCAACAGCAGCGAGGAGGAGCCCGAGCCGGAGGACAACAGCGUGCUGUCCGUGUUCGAGAUGGACCGCACCACGGGAUCGCUGGUGGUGGCGAGACAGCUGGACCGCGAGACGCGCGCCGAGUACCGCCUGGAGGUGCGCGCGCUCGACACCUCCGCCUCCAACAACCCGCAGAGCAGCGCCGUGUCGGUGCGCGUCGAGGUGACGGACGUGAACGACAACCCCCCGCGCUGGGCGCGCCAGCCCCUCGUCGUGCCCGUGCCCGAGGACGCGCCCGUCGGCGCCGCCGUCUGGAACUUCACGGCGACGGACGCCGACUCGGGCGCCGACGGCGAGCUGCGCUACGGCCUGGCGAGGCAGUGGCCGGCCCGGCCGCCGCACGCCUUCUCCGUGGACCCGCUGACGGGCACGCUGACCCUGCGCGCGCGGCUGGACCGCGAGUCCGCGGGCGAGUACGUGCUGGUGGUGCGCGCCUCCGACCGGCCGGACAACGCCACGGGUAGGCUGCAGAGCUCGCUGACGGCGCGCGUGGUGGUGCGCGACGCCAACGACAACCCUCCGGUGUUCGUGUCGCCGCCCGCGGGCAGGGAGGUGCGCGUGCGCGAGGGCUGGCCCGCGGGCGCGCCGCUGUGCCACGUGCUGGCGGCGGACCGCGACGAAGGAGAGAACGGCCGCGUCACGUACGAGCUGAGCUCCGGCGACCCGGAGGGCGUGUUCCGCCUGGACCGCGACUCGGGCGCGCUGAGCCUGGCGCGCGCCCCGGCCGCCGGAGGGAUCGCCUACGAGCUGAACGUGACGGCCAGCGACCACGGCGCCGCGCCCUUGCGCGCGCACCGCCUCGUGCGGGUCGUCGUCUUGGGAGCCGCGGGCAGCCCGCCUCGCUUCCCGCGCGCCGAGUACCGCGCCAACGUGUCCGAGGACGCCGGCGUCGGCGCCUUCGUCGUCAAGGUCACCGCGCGGGACGGCUCCGGCGGCAACCUGAGCUACUCCAUCCCGCCGGGCGCCGCCGAGGACCGCUUCGCCGUGGACGCGCGCUCGGGCGCGGUGACGGUGCGGCGGCCGCUGGACCGCGAGGCGCGCGACCUGCACGCGGUGCCCGUGUUCGCGAGCGACGAGGCUCACGCGCACGCCGCCGUCGCCACGGUGCUGGUGGCCGUGGGCGACGCCAACGACCACGCCCCGGAGUUCCCGCCCGGCGCCUGCUACCCGCUCGACCUGCCCGAGAACAGCGACCUGGCCGUCGUGCACACCGUGGUGGCCGCCGACCGCGACUCCGGCGCCAACGCCGAGAUCACCUAUACCAUCACCGGCGGCAACGCGGGCAACCGCUUCAGCCUGGACCCGCACUCGGGCGAGCUGACGGCGCGGCCGCUGGACCGCGAGGCGGCGCCGCGCUACCGGCUGCACGUGACGGCGCAGGACCGCGGCGCCUUGCGCGCCUCGUGCAACGUGUCGGUGCGCGUGGACGACCAGAACGACAGCGACCCGGCGUUCGCGCUCCCGGGCUACUCCGCUACCGUGCCCGAGGGCGCGCCCGCCGGCACCACGGUGCUGGUGGUGCGGGCCUCCGACGCCGACCUGGGCGCCAACGCGCUACUCGCCUACUCGCUGGCCAACGAGAGCGACUGGCUGUUCCGCGUCGACAACCGCACCGGGGCCGUCACCACGGCCGGGCCGCUGGACCACGAGCGCCAGAGCUCGUACGCCUUCCACGUGGUGGCGACGGACGGCGGCCGCUACGACGCCCGCUCGCAGCGCGUGCCCGUGCACGUGCAGGUGACGGACGCCAACGACAACCGGCCCGUGUUCGCGCGCUACCCCUUCAGCGCCAGCGUGCCCGCCUACACGCAGCCCGGCCAGACGCUGGUGCGCGUCGCGGCGCACGACGCCGACCAGGGAGCCAACUCGGAGGUGGUGUACAGCCUGGUGAACGAGCCGGCGGGCGGCAAGUUCCGCAUCAACCCCACCUCGGGGGCGGUGAGCGCCGCCUCCAGCCUGGCGCCCGACUCGGGCCGCCUGUUCAGGCUGCGCGUGCUGGCGCGCGACAAGGGCAACCCGCCGCAGAGCUCGACGGGGCUGGUGGAGAUCCGCGUGGGCGACGGGCCCGAGGCGGGCGCGCGGCUCCACUUCCAGAACUCCACGUAUCGCGCCCAGCUGGAGGAGGGCGCGGCGCGCGGCACCGAGGUCUUGCAGGUGUCGGCGGUGCGCACGGACGGCCGCCGCCAGCGCAUCACGUACAGCAUCGGCGCCGGCAACGACGACGGAGCGUUCGACGUGGACGGGGCGAGCGGUGCGGUGCGCGUGCGCGACCCGCGCGCCCUCGACUACGAGCGCGCGCGCGAGCUGCGGCUGUCGCUGGCGGCCGAGGGCGAGGCGGCCGACGGCAGCGUGUUCGGCUACUGCGAGGUGCACGUGUCGCUGCUGGACCGCAACGACAACGCGCCGCGCUUCACGCAGGAGCAGUACGUGGCGGCCGUGUGGGAGGGCAACAACAAGGGCACCUUCGUCAUGCAGGUGACAGCCGUCGACGCGGACGAGGACGGCAACUCGCACGUGCUGUACCACAUUGUCGACGGCAACCACGACAACGCGUUCGUCAUCGAGCCGCCGUUCUCGGGCCUGGUGAAGACCAACAUCGUGCUGGACCGGGAGAUCAGGGACACCUACCGCCUGACCGUCAUCGCCACCGACGAGGGCAACCCGCAGCUGACGGGCACCGCCACCCUCAGGGUCACCAUCAUCGACGUGAACGACAACCCGCCGACCUUCCCGCCGCACAGCGUCAUCACCGUCAGCGAGGGCACGGAGGUGGGCGCCGUGCUGACGACGGUGCGGGCCAACGACGUGGACUCCAACCCGGCGCUCACCUACCACUUCGCCGACUGGUCGGCGGACACGGGCGAGCCGGAGCGCCGGUACCGCGAGGCGCGCGCCGCCUUCAGCAUGGACCGCUUCAGCGGCAAGGUGACCCUGGUGCGGCGGCUGGACUACGAGGCGCGGCGCGAGUACCGCCUGCGCGUCGCCGUCUCCGACUCGGCGCACUCGGCGCUGACGGAGCUGCGCGUGCGGGUGCGCGACGAGAACGACAACCGGCCGCGCUUCUCCAGCUACACGUACCUCGCGUCGCUGCCGCCAGACGGCAGCGACCCGUCGCGGCCGCUGCUCGCCGUGAACGCCACGGACGCCGACUCGGGCGAGAACGGGCGGGUGCGCUACUCGCUGCUGCCUCCCGCGCCGCGCGGCUUCCUCGUGGACCCGGUGACGGGCGCCAUGUACGCCAACCGCAGCGCCGUGGGCGGCGGGCGCGCCGACGUGCAGCUGGCCGUGGUGGCGGCCGACUCGGGCCGGCCCGAGCUCAGCGACGUGGCCACCGUCACCGUGACCUUGGGCGCGGGCGGCGGGCAGGCGGCCGUCUUCCUGCAGCGCGAGUACAGGGUUCGGGUUCGUGAAGAUGCUCCCCGCGGCACGGUUAUUCACAAAAUAACCACAGCAGACCAGUUCUCAGAAGAGAGUCGUAAUGUUGUGUUCCACAUCAUUGAUGGGAACCCAGAUGGUGUAUUUCAUGUCAUUAGCCCGACGGGGGAGCUGGUGCUGCUGAAGACGCUCGACCGGGAGGCCGAGGACUCGUACACGCUGCGGGUGGCCGCGGGCGACCGCAACUCGUCGGCGGCGGUGGUGCGGGUGACCGUGGACGACGCCAACGACAACCCCCCGGUGUUCCAGCCGGCCGGCGCGGGGGGGUUCUCUGCGUCCGUGAGCGAGGGCGCCGGCGCGGGCCACAGCGUCCUGCGCCUGGCCGCCCUCGACGCAGACCAGCCCGGCUCGCCCAACUCUGAGGUGGUGUAUGAAAUUGCAUCUGGCAAUGAUGAAGACUUGUUUUCACUCGAUUUGAAGACUGGAAUAAUCAGGGUGAAUAAAGGACUGGACUACGACAGUGGGGAUACACAGUAUGUGCUAGUGGUCCAGGCAACAGAUUCUGCCAUCUCCCCCGACACACGCCUGACCAACAUCGCAACGGUCAGCAUUCAGUUGGAGGAUGAUAACGACAACUCGCCCGUAUUCCCAGUGCCCGAGUACCUGCAGACAGUUCCGGAGAACGAGCCAGCCGGCACGGCAGUGUUUACCGCCACCGCCACGGACGCAGACAGAGGCCAAUACGGGGCCGUGAACUACUCCGUGGUUCCUUCUCAAGGCCUGGAGGACUCGUGGCGCUUGUUCAGGGUCGACCCGGUCUCCGGAGUGGUGACAACCGCUGCUGUUUUCGACUAUGAGCAAAGAAGUCGCUACACGUUCACGCUGCAAGCCAGGGAUUUUGGAGGCAGGGAAGCCAACGUGAGGGUGAGAGUCGACGUGGAGGGCCGUGACGAGUUCCACCCACAGUUCACGGAGCGAACGUACAGGUUUGCGCUGCCGUCCACGCGUCUUCCAGCGGGACACAUCCUGGGGCACGUGAGUGCAACCGACCGUGACAAGGGACCCGACGGCCGAGUGGUGUACCAGUUGACAACGCAGCACUCCUACUUCAAAGUGAAUCGUACAACAGGGGCCUUGAUGGUGCGACGAAAAUUGGACGAGUCUUUUGCCCCUACAGAAGAUAUAAGCCUCGUGGUAACAGCAAGCUCGGGUUGGCAAGGUUCUCUCACAAACAUGACUGUAGUCGAGAUAACGCUGGAUCCCUUACCUAAACGUGAUAAUGAACUGUUAGGCGAAACCCUACCAGCUGCUGGCCCAGGGGGUCUGGCUGAUUGGGCGCUAGGACUUCUGGUAACGUUAGUACUGAUCGUACUGGCUCUGGGUGCCAUUUUUCUGUUCCUGCACAUGAGGAAUCGACGGCAUAAGAAAGGCAACAAACCGGCACUCAGUUCUGGUGGAGGUGGUGCUGAUGGCUUUGUCGAUCCCAGUGGAUUCGACACUAUUCCCAUCAGGGGCUCAGGAGCCCCCGGAGGGCCCGGGGUUCAGGGGGUUCCUCCGGGCUCCCAGUUCGCCCCUCCCAAGUACGAUGAAAUUCCUCCCUACCCUCCAGUGCACCGCGGUGGUGCAGGCAACAAUAACUCUGCCAGCUCAAACUCCGGCGCUGCAACAUCGGAACUGUCUGGGUCGGAGCAGUCUGGUUCCAGCGGGCGAGGCUCUGCGGAAGAUGGGGAAGACGUCGAAGAUGAGGAGAUACGAAUGAUCAACGAGGGUGGGGCAGGUACCGGGGGUAGAGAUAAUGCCGGGUUGGACGAGGACAAUCUUUCGGACGUUUCCGUGCGCAACACGCAAGAGUACUUGGCCAGGCUGGGCAUCAUGGUCGUGGAUAAUCCAGUCACAGCGUCUGGACCGCCACCCCCGCCUCCGCCCCCCUUGAACGGCCUCCAUAUGUUCGACGAGGAAGGUGGCGGCGAGGCAGAUAUCGCGAACCUCAUAUACGCCAAGCUCAACGACGGCGGCAGUGCGAGUGGCGGAGGCAGCGAGGAUGGCGGGGGAGGAGGGGCCCUGGAACACGCGAUGGUACUCAGUGGCUUCGGAGACGUGCCGACACACCACCAGCCGUCCAUGACCGGCUCCCUCAGCUCCAUCGUGCACAGCGAAGAAGAGCUGACAGGGAGCUACAACUGGGACUACCUACUGGACUGGGGGCCCCAGUACCAGCCGUUGGCACACGUCUUCUCCGAAAUCGCACGACUGAAGGACGACGCGGCAUCCGUGCACAGCGCAAACAGCGCCUCGUCGUCCGGUGCCGGGAAGGGGAAGCUCCCGCCCGCGCAGCCCAUCCCACCUCACCCGAAGAACGUUCCCCCGCCGCUCCUUACCAGCGUGGCACCGAGGUCGCUCGCAGUGCCGCGAAUCGGACAUUUGUCUUCGUCCGUCGCCGGGUCCAUGGCGCCGGCUAGUCAUCGAACGUCGAGCCUGUUGGCGCUGCCCCGGUCGCCCAUCAGUCACGACGCGACCGGCCAGGGCUUCUCGACAUCCACUGCCAUGUCGCCGAGCUUCUCACCCUCCCUCUCCCCUCUGGCCACGAGGUCGCCCUCCAUAUCGCCCCUGGUGACGCCUGGUGUUUCGCUGCCCAGGCAGAACCCUCAGACGCAAAGGACAGAUCCCACGGAGCUCAGGAUAUGAUUGAAGUGGUAUUCCGCUGUUCUGCAUUAAGUGCGCUGCUGAAACUUUGCUGAUCGGCUGCGCAUUUAGUGAAUGAAACAAGUCUGCUGUGUGUUUACUGAACGUUCAACAAGUAAUCUGCGCAGUAUAGUGAACUUGUUCUUGGUGGAAUGUGCAAUGUUGGAUUAGAAAUGAACGAACAAUUAAAGAGAGUACAUUUUGUGAAAGUAUUAUAAAAUCUAUCUGUUUGAUGUUCCAGUAUUUAGUAUUUAAUGAUAAAUCAAGAAUUCGCUGUAUUAACAUCCCUCCAGUUUUUGAUUAAUAUAUUUUAUGAAUGCAUCAAAAAAGACACACUAUGAAUUGUCAUUUAUUUGCAUUUGAAUAGUAUAUGGCUACAAUAAUUUUGUACUGAUGCUUCCAAAGAACUAAAAUUCAAUAAACAGUAUAACAAACAAAUUUUUAAACAUCACAAAAUACACAAAAAAUUUUUUUUUCUGUUUUACUGUGAACAGCAAAGUUCAAUUUGCGGAACUGAAAAAAUUUACAGGAUUGUACGUAGGUAAUACGGUAUUCCCAAAAAGUAAGGCCAUGAUUGAAAUGUAUAGUUCUGCAAAAUUAAUUGUAGGUAUUAAUGUACGGAUCAUUCAUGUAAAUAUCUGUUUGAAAUGUAUUAAAUGCGUAAAUAAUUAUGUAAAUACAUUGUAGAAAUAAUCAAAAGAUGUUAAUAAAUACAUAUACUAAAAAAACUACAACAGUAACAGGAACUUUUAACACAGCAUACCAUUAAAUUAUAGUGUGUUCUGAUGUAUACACUGGUUGUGUGUACAGUGUGUUUCUUGUUUGCUCAAAUGGUUUGUUCACAGCGCCAGAUUAUAGAUAGAUUUGGGUAGACAAAGAGCUGUGUUAUGUGGCAUGGCAGUUGAUACGUUCUUUGUUGUUUUUGUCGCCACUUCAUGUGCCAUUUACUUCCACAGUUCUAUGAGAUGAUGAUUUAUUUUGCGGGAUGUUUGUUUAAUAUGGCAGAAGAUAUUACAUUCUCGUUUCUACACAGUAUGUGAAAAACUAAAAUUCUUUGGAAUGUGAUAAUAUAUUUUUUAAAUUAAGAACUGAGUGAAAUAUAAAAAUGACACAAAUUUUUAAAAUAGAAUUUUUUCAUUCAUCAUAAUUAUUAAUUGCCUUUGUUAAAAUAUGUUACUUAUUUUUAGCGGAUUGUAUAUUUAUCUUUAAAAAAUUGUCAUAAUAUAUUAUACAUAAUGGCUUUAUAUUAUGCAGAUUCCUGUUUUGUUAACAGUAGUGCUACAUGUGCACAUAUUGUUUUAGUUCAUCAAAAACCUACAUUUACAAUGUGUUAUUUUUGACUACCUAAGUUAGUAGAUCACUCUACUAACUUGACCACAGAUUAAAAUGAAUUUUGGAUUUACAUUUUCACAAAGUAAUUCCGUUCCUUGAUAUUAUUAGUGAAACAUAUAUCAAUAAAAAAUAAUGCAUAAAAUGAAGUAAUUAAUUUUCAAAUAUUUUUAAGAAUUAAAUUUAAAGAAUUGAAAACUUCCAUUAAGCUUCAAUGUCUCUCAUGUUACAUUAUCAGUUGUUAAAAUUCAUGUAAAAAUAUUAAAACAUUUCUUUGCUGUUGGUAAACCCAAUAUUUUGACAGUAGUUUAGAUAGCAAUUUUGUAAUAACAUAUAGAUUUGCGCUAUUGUGAAGUGAUAAAAUUAUUUUUCAUGCAUUAAAAAAUUAUUGAUUGCAAAUUAGGUUUUACUGUGCUGUCAUGCAUUGCAAACAGUUCACUCAGUGCCAUAAGGUUUUCAAAGGAAAUAUUUUUAGGAAUGUACGUAUAGUAAAAAAAAAAUAGUAAUGGAAUAUUCUUAUGCCUUGUCAUACCGUCACAAAUGCAAUCUGAUUCUAAAACUGUUGGUUUACAUCAUCUUUGCAAUACAAACUUGUACAUAAAGUUGUCCAUAGUGUUCCCCAUUCUUGAACAAAAAGUUAUGUAAGUGUUUUGUAAAGUAUUAUAAAUAAUUUGCAUUUGUAUUUUUACUGAGUAAAAACUGAAAUAUUAUUUUGUGUACAAAGCAAGUGUUCCAUCGAAAAAGAAACAAAUAAAAUAAUUUUUGUAAGUGA
Bacillus rossius redtenbacheri is the source of this 12893-nucleotide messenger RNA. It is a transcript of the gene ds, whose product is annotated as protein dachsous. The transcript has 25 exons. The record is from RefSeq and is a predicted model, not a curated record. Bases 692 to 10795 code for a protein of 3367 amino acids. Gene Ontology annotation, cellular component: cell-cell junction; plasma membrane. Gene Ontology annotation, molecular function: calcium ion binding. Gene Ontology annotation, biological process: homophilic cell-cell adhesion. NCBI's taxonomy places the organism in Eukaryota, Metazoa, Arthropoda, Insecta, Phasmatodea, Bacillidae.